AUGCCCAGCUUUGCCGACAUCUACGCGAGCUGCUUGUACGCUGCGGGAGAAGGCCUGCCCCUCUGGAAUCCGUCCCCGCUCCGCCUUGGAGACGUCGGCUACGUUCGCGAUGGCUCCUUCAUCGUCCUCUACAAUGCCGUCGAUGGUCCCGCCGCCUUGUCCGAUGCGGCUGACAUGAGCCUCGCCCGUCAGACGGAUCGCUCCGCCUCCCGCGAGCGUUCACGCGCUGGCUCCAACGCCUCGGACUGGAUGGACCUGGACGAGUCCAGUCAUGCUGCUGGUGCAGUAGCAGCAUCGUCCAGACGUUCAUCGUUGGCGACGUCGAGCGUCGGCUCAUCUCUGGCAUCCGUCCCCAUGUCCAGAUCGGCAGCAUCCGACUCGCUUCUGUCGGCCGCUAUGAAGCAGACAUCUCCAACAUUCGCCCACCGUAAGCUCCGCUCAGAUACGCCGCCCGAGGGCCCAUACCCUCCCAUGCCGCUGGCUGUCGAUCAGGAGGUGCCCAAGCUCUUCGACAUGGGUCCACGCAUGUCGUCCAACUAUCGCUGUCUGGGCAUCGACGUGGGUGCCACCGUUCCAGGCACCCCGGCCAGUGUCAAGAUCGGCUUCGAGAGCUCGGGCGGAGACGGCGCCAUCCUCAUCCCGCGCGAUCCUACCGAGCGCACGCGGCUCAAGUACCUCGGCGUGCUCAAGGCGUACAUCAAGGCGCACCACAAGUGGAUCUACGACACGUACGGUCGCAUCGAGGCGAUCGGCAUCGACGACUUGGCGCUCAUCUACGGCCAGGACCGUACGUCGGACUGGGCGGUGGCCGUGUCGCGCGACACUGCACGCGGCGCGCGCGUCGAGUUUGAGAUCUUUGGGAGCAUCUCGUCCGGAUUCUGGGGCAACUGGUCCCACACGCUCAGUGCCUGUCAACGCGGACCCCAUCGACCAAAGGGGAGGCGCAACAUGGCCGCAGCGGCCACAGAGCCUGACGGACACAAGGCGCAGCCCAUUCACGCGCCCGUCGUGCGCAAACGCAGCGUCGAAGAGCCCAAGUUUGGGACGGGCGUUGGCAUCGGUGAAGGCAUCUUUAACGCCUCGUUCUCCUUCUCUCCGUUUGCGAAGAAGAAGGACGAGGCCGACGAGGCUCCCGUGCGUGGUCGCAGUCGUUCGCCACCGCGCCGCGCGCACAGCAUCACGUGGUCAGAGGUGCAUGCGCCGCCGGACCAGACCAUCUCGAUCCGUCGAAUCACCGCUUGCACCAGCCUCGGUGGCUUCCUCCCUGCGCGGCCUCGAGCGGCAGCCGAGCCGCGCGAUCCCGAUGUGGAUCCUAGGCGCGACGUUGAGGGCGCUCCUCUCUCCAGCACCGAUGGAUCCGCUCAGGACGACGGCGACGGCGAAACGAGCUCGGAUGAGCAGUGGAGCGACGAUCCGCUGGAGGCGCUGCAUGCGUGGGUCCACGAGCAUGGUGGCGCUCGAGUCAAGGUAUCGAUCGCGUCGGACGACGACUGCCUUCGGCUGCUGACGCUGCUUGGCAAGGAGCACGCGGUUGCGAUGGGGCUGCAGAAGGCUGUCUCCAUCGCUGCGGACCGGUAUGCGAGCAUCGCCGUGGACGAAGACGGAUUUGCCACGAUCGCGAUGAAGCCGUUUGCGAUUUCUUCAGCUGCAGCAACGACGAUUCGCGUCCGGUCGCGGCAGAGCACGGCCGACGUUGGGGACGAAAAGGAGAACGUCGGCCUGCAACCGGCUCUGCGUGCGUUGCCGCGUGGCGCGGCGUCGAAAUUGCGCGUGCUGCAGCCUUCGUCUCGGUUCGAUGCGAUGCUUCCAUGCCGAUCGAUGCGCGCCUUUGGUGCUGCACCAUCCCCGCUCGUCCGUCUGUGA
Molecule: messenger RNA, 1863 nt
Organism: Moesziomyces antarcticus
Lineage: Eukaryota; Fungi; Basidiomycota; Ustilaginomycetes; Ustilaginales; Ustilaginaceae
Exons: 1
Coding region: 1-1863 (620 amino acids)
Source: RefSeq, a predicted model, not a curated record